Molecule: messenger RNA, 201 nt
Organism: Racocetra persica
Lineage: Eukaryota; Fungi; Glomeromycota; Glomeromycetes; Diversisporales; Gigasporaceae
Source: the annotation of a GenBank genome assembly
GAAACAACAAAGAUUCGAUUUCAACGUACACAACCCACUGAAAAAAUGAUGAGCUUACAGAAAAAGCCACAACGAACCUUCAAAAAAAAUCUACGAAUAUUUGCCAGAAGAAAUACAAACUUACCGAAAGCACCUCAGAAAGACUACGAAGAAUCAAAGAGCGACGAUGAAAGAACACACCGAAGAAAAACAAUGAAUUAA